Penicillium psychrosexuale is the source of this 648-nucleotide messenger RNA. RefSeq lists its product as uncharacterized. NCBI's taxonomy places the organism in Eukaryota, Fungi, Ascomycota, Eurotiomycetes, Eurotiales, Aspergillaceae. The record is from RefSeq and is a predicted model, not a curated record. The transcript has a single exon. The coding region runs from base 1 to 648 and encodes 215 amino acids.
AUGCAGGCCGACGUCAAAGCUGCCGCCAUUGAGAACUUCCAGGAAAACCGCGAUGGCUUCAUCGUGGAGCUCGACAAACUUUCCGAGGGACAGACAGGAGGCAGAUGGGUCCCUCAAAUCCAAACCUACCUCCGCAAAAUCAUCUAUACAUUGUCCAUGUGGACAUUGAUUCGGGAGGGUUCCGAGAAGGAGGGCAAUUGCUUCGAAGAGAGGUGCAAUAACCUCAUGGUCUUGAUUGAAGAGAUAUCUGAUAGCGUACGGGUGAUCCUUUCUACUAACGCCGAUCUAAUGACCACCAUCGAGGAUCCGGUGCUCAUGAAGCUGUUCGACAUGCUGUCUAUGCAAGUUGGAAGUCUCACUCUGCACGGAUUGAGCGAUGAGGACACCGAAGCAGUGGAGAGUGCCAAGAUGGUUGAGCGUGAGCAGCGUCGAUGGGAGCUCAAGCUUUUCGAAGAAGAUGACGAAAGACGCAACUAUCUUCGAAUGAUUUGGGCCCGAUUGUACUACAAGGUGCAUGAUUGCCCAUGCCGACAGUGCUGCGAUUUCUACCUGCCUACCGAGGAACCUACCCCUUCUCCUCCCCUUCCAGAUUUGCCUGCGGAGGAAUACUAUUCGUCCACGACUUCGUCCAGCAGUGAGGAGGAAUAA